This is a messenger RNA of Panonychus citri (citrus red mite), 1213 nucleotides long. RefSeq names its product iron-sulfur cluster co-chaperone protein HscB-like. The transcript has 6 exons. Gene Ontology annotation, cellular component: mitochondrion. Gene Ontology annotation, biological process: [2Fe-2S] cluster assembly; protein complex oligomerization. The record is from RefSeq and is a predicted model, not a curated record. Bases 173 to 955 code for a protein of 260 amino acids. Gene Ontology annotation, molecular function: ATPase activator activity; protein-folding chaperone binding. Lineage: Eukaryota; Metazoa; Arthropoda; Arachnida; Trombidiformes; Tetranychidae.
UUGGAGGUGAAAUUUUAAUUCGUCGGUUUAAUUAAUUGUUCUAAUUAAUUUAAUUUCCUUUUAGAUUAAAUUUAAUUUCCAACACGUUGAGCCAAGUGUUGUAAUGUUAAUUGUUUCUGUCUGGUUGAUUUAAGUGAUUAGAUUAAUCCUACAAACAUUUUUUUCUUUAGUUAUGAUUAGAAAACAAUCUAAUUGUAUCACAAAUAUUGUCAAAAGAUUUGGAACUAUUAAUGGUUUAACUCGACCUUCCAGUGACUAUUAUGAUCUCAAGUGGUUUACUUUGGCCUCGGUUAAUCAAGACACUUCUCGGCUUCUUGAUUCAAGGAUUUUGCCCCGUCCAUUGAUUAGUAAAUUAUUUUCUGAUUUAAGGGAGAUUAAAUGUUGGCAGUGUGGAGAUAAAAUUGUUAAUCGUAGUCUAUCAAUCAGCUGUUCCAAUUGCUUAGCUCCACAAUUAGGUGACCAAAGGAUUAAUUAUUUUACAAUAUUUGAUCAAUUUGUCACAUAUGAUGUUGAUAUUUCUCAAAUUAGAAAGAAAUACUUAAAUCUCCAGUGGAUUCUUCACCCUGACAAAUUUACCAAUCGUCCUGAAAAAGAUCAACAAAUUUCAAUGGAUCUAUCAACUUAUGUCAACAAAGCUUAUAGAGUUUUAAUUAACCCCUACGAGAGAGGAAUCUACUUGUUACAAUUAAAAGGAAAUCACCGAGAAGAAAUUGAUGGUAAUUAUAUCAUGGAUCCAGAAUUUCUUGAAGAAAUGUUAACAAUCAACGAAGCAGUUAUUGAAUCAGAGAUCCAAGACCUACAGAAAAUAAGAGCUGAUGUAGAAAAAAAAGUGAACACAUUGGUGAACAAUGUAUCAAAAGGAUUCCAAUCGAAUACCCUGAAAGAAGUUGAAUUAUCACUGAACAAAUUAAAAUUCUACGUCAACAUAUUAGAUAAAAUAACCGAAAAAGAAUAAGAAAAAAAAGGAAAGAAAAUCAAAAAAUCACCAAAACAUGAAAUCAUUAGAGAAGAAGAAAAAAAAGUGAGACCAUUGAAAGAGUUGGACACCAUCAAAAAGCAAACGAAGCAUUUAUGAGGAUUAUCAACAUCGGAACGGAUUAAAGAUAAACUAUUACCUUCGAUAAAAUUACAAUUAAACCAAAAAUAGAAGGCACAAUCUUCAUAUGCCCUAGGAACACUUUUCGAACGACAAUUAAAUUUAAUUCUAACAUCA